Sander lucioperca (pikeperch) is the source of this 1517-nucleotide messenger RNA. RefSeq lists its product as uncharacterized. NCBI's taxonomy places the organism in Eukaryota, Metazoa, Chordata, Actinopteri, Perciformes, Percidae. The coding region runs from base 71 to 1090 and encodes 339 amino acids. The transcript has 7 exons. The record is from RefSeq and is a predicted model, not a curated record.
CUUUUAGGCGCGUAUUAACUACACUGGGUCGCCACUAUUCCCAAAACAAGCCGCUGAUUUCGGAAGAAAAAUGGUCCACACAACCAUUAAACAAGCUUUAAGGAACACCCUGCAGGAUCUGAGUCGGGAGGACUUUCUUGAGUUAUGUCACCAGCUGAAAGACCGCAGGGAAGAGCCGCGGGUCCGCUACAGGGAUGUGGAGAAUAAAAGUGUAUUGCAGAUCACAGACCUCCUGGUUUCAACCUUCACCGAGCGCGGAGCUCUUCCAGUGGCUUUGGGUAUACUGAAGCAGAUAAACUGCAACCAGGAGGCUGAGACGCUGUAUUCAGAAACCAAAGCCUGUGUGGACGUAAAAGGUGACCCUACCUUCCGUAAGACCUCGAGCGGGGAGUUGGAUACGAAGCCCUCACAGGAGGCUCUGAACCAUAAGGCCGGCCGGUGGCGUUUUUCAUCUCCUGUGACGGGGAAGAAGCCAGAGGAGGUGGAGGCCGAGGCCAAGGCCCGCGUUCUCUCUGAGGGCGGCGAGCCUUGUAUUGAAAGGCUCGUUCUGAGCAGGUUUAUGAUUCAGUUCGGCCAGUACAAAGAUCAAACCUUCAAAUGGCUGUUGGAGAAUGAUUUGAGCUACGCCGCCAUAAUGGUGGCUCGCCAUGAGAAGCAGCGCCAGAACACAAAGUGGCAGAGCCCGUUGAUGGCCAAUAAGGAUUCCUUGACCCGAUAUGCGAUUGCUUACCCUGAGGUUUUGCAAGAAGUCAGAUUUCAUCGUGGUUACGAGAGAUCCCUCCAGUCAGGCCAGGAAGGAAAGGCCCUGGUUGGCUUUGGUAUUCACCGAUCAGACACACUGCAGGAUCUGUACGAGUCUGAGGACAGGGUCAAAAUCAGCUAUGUCAACUUCCUCCGGAACAAGAAGUCAACCUGUGACCCUGGGUCCAAAAUGGACAUCGCUGUCAGAUACAUUUUACAGCGUGACCAAAAGCAGGCAGCAGCAUCCAGAAAGAGACGUGCCUCAAGCGACACACGCACCGGAGCCCCUCCCAAAGUUGCAGCCAAACGAGGCGGCCGACCCGGCGUUGGAGGGAGAGGCAGCUGGUAGCCAUGGGGACCAAUGACGCGCUCCUACACCAGGAAACAACAGAACUGAAUAACCUCCCAAGCGUCUACGGAGGGAGCUGAAAAAAGGGGCUGGAGGACAUCAUUCCACCCGCUGUGACCAACGCUCUUUCUCUUUGGAAGUCAGUGGCCUGUUAUCCUUCGGCCGAGGGGAGACUCUUCGGACAAAAAUAACAAAGGAGCCAAAAGUUGUUUUCUCUAAUUAAGCAUUCAUUUAAAGAUGUUGUUUUGUUUUGUUUUUUGGGGUGGGGGCCGUGUUUUUUUCUGAUACAAAUCGGGGGUCUAAAGAUAACGGAUGAUGUAUGCUUUGCAAAUUGUAAAACACCUUGAGGCAAAUUUGUGAUAUUGGUCUAUAAAUAAAAUUGACUAAUACAUGUAUAAACAUUAAUAAACCCCUUUUAUUACAACUC